Ceraceosorus guamensis is the source of this 891-nucleotide messenger RNA. Its product is annotated as NAD(P)-binding protein. The record is from RefSeq and is a predicted model, not a curated record. Lineage: Eukaryota; Fungi; Basidiomycota; Exobasidiomycetes; Ceraceosorales; Ceraceosoraceae. Bases 238 to 759 code for a protein of 173 amino acids. The transcript has 5 exons.
UCCAUGCAUCCAUGCAUGCGUGCUUGCAUCCAUUCAUCCACCAGCACAUGUGCUUCGGGCGCGAACUCACGCUCACAGCUUGAAUCGAAGCCCUCCGUAAUAGAGCCAAUGGCGACUGUCUACUUCCAUUCCCUUAGCUACUGAUCAGCAAUAAUCGUUCACAAGCACAGACCAAAAGCGCGCUGCUCCGUACCAUCGCCCCUCGCGCACAGAUUACGGCACCCUUUCAGGUACAUCAUGACUUCAAGUCUAUCCGUCACUUCUUUGGAUCACUUCCGCGGGCUCACGGGAAGAUCGGACGUUGAAGGACUCGUGGCUGUAGUGACAGGCGGCAACGCUGGUCUCGGACUGUAUGCGGCGCAAGCUCUUGCCUUGAACGGCGCAAAGGUGUACAUUCUUGGUCGCAGGGACGACGUUCUACAACGUGCGGCCAGUUCUUUGAAUGGCGUGAAUUCGGUCCAGGGCACUUUGAUACCCGUACAAGCGGACGUCACUUCGAAGGAGUCGCUGAAGGAGGCAGUCGGUGCCAUAGAGAGCCAGCAGGGAGAAAGAGGCAUCGAUAUCUUGCUUUGCAACGCAGGUACGCCCCGUUUGGAAGGGGUCUCGAGAGCAGGAACAGCUGCUGAUGAGCUGCUGUCAACGUUCUAUGCGCUCACUCGCAGGUGUUUCCGGGAAGAUGAUGGUGCGGUAAUCAGACUUGACGCCAUCCUCUGUCGUCUCUGCAGCUUAUACGCGCUCGCUGUCUUUUCACCGACGUAGAAGAACUAUGGUAAAGAAGGAUACGACACGACGAACUUUGAAGCAAUCGUAUCGGAGUUAGACUCUUUCUCGCAGGAUGACUUCGACCACAUCUUCCACGUCAACGUCAUGGGCCCCUACCUCAGCUCCAUA